CCAAAGGUGGCUCAAAGAGAGCACCGACCUCUUCCAUAUCUGAGUCUUCACCAGCACAUCGGGAGAGACAGCAGAGAGAAGCAGCUGACAGGACGACUCACAAGAUAGGAACGAUGCAGUGGAGUCUGUUUGUGCUCUUCCUGAUGGGUCAGUGUUCCCUCUUCACAUGUCACCUCUAUGAGUACCACUUCAUUCAGGAGGAAAAGUCCUGGGAUGAAGCCCAGAAGUAUUGCAGAGAGCAUUACACUGACCUGGCCACGGUGUCAAACAUGAGAGACUUGGAGAGACUGCGUAACUCUUCACAGACUACAGACGCCUGGAUUGGGCUGCACUCCAUAAGUGCUGAGAGGUCAUGGCACUGGUCUCUGCCGGGCGUGGAGUUCAAUUACUCUGAGAUAGAAUGGGGAUAUGGACAGCCAAAUCAUCAUCAGUCUAAUGAGAACUGUGUGGUGAUAAGAGGUCAAGAAUGCCAUGAUUUCUCCUGUAAUAAAACAUAUGAGUUCAUCUGCUACAAUGAAUCAACCCAAACAUACCACUGUGUAAAUGAUGCCAAGAACUGGCUUCAGGCUCAGAGCUACUGCAGAGAACAUCACACUGACCUGGUCAGUGGAAUCAAACACAUCAAAUCAGCAGAAUUCAAGGAACAGAAUGAGACAUGCACAGAACAAAUAGAUUCAUCUAAGAAUCCAGAUAGAAACAUAUGGAUCGGCCUGUUCAGAGACACCUGGAGUUGGUCAGAUGGGAAGAACUUCUCUUUCAGACACUGGGAUCCGGACUCAUUUAAAGAUGUAGCCUCAAAGACAUGUGCUAUGACGAUGCCAAAUGGAACUUGGAGCUCCGACAACUGCACAGAUCAAAAACCCUUCUACUGCUAUGACGACAAAGUGAUCCUGAUCAAUGAGAAUAAGACUUGGGACGAGGCCUUGGAUUACUGCAGAGAGAACCAUCAUGACCUGGUCUCCAUCACUGACCAUCACCAGCAGAGAUGGGUCGAAAAGAGAGCCAAG
Molecule: messenger RNA, 1007 nt
Organism: Eleginops maclovinus (Patagonian blennie)
Lineage: Eukaryota; Metazoa; Chordata; Actinopteri; Perciformes; Eleginopidae
Product: C-type mannose receptor 2-like
Exons: 5
Source: RefSeq, a predicted model, not a curated record